Molecule: messenger RNA, 1137 nt
Organism: Entrophospora sp. SA101
Lineage: Eukaryota; Fungi; Glomeromycota; Glomeromycetes; Entrophosporales; Entrophosporaceae
Source: the annotation of a GenBank genome assembly
AUGCUCCAAGCCCAAGAAUAUUUAAAAAAAUUUGACUCCGAUAAAGUAGGUAUCACUGUGUUAAAUUUAAAUGAUAGUAGUUUAACCGGAGAAUUAAAUUUAAAAGGUUUUGCUAACCUAGAAAGAUUAUCAGUAGAAAACAACGAAUUAACUUCGCUAGAUGUGCGAGAUUGCCCGAAAUUAAAACACUUAAAUAUUAAAGGUAAUCCAAAAUUAAGUUGUUGUUAUGUUUAUGAUUUAGGUAGGCAUCUCCGCAAUUUUUCUACUUCUUCUUUAAAUUCUAAUAAUUCUAAUGAUAGCGAACGGGAAAAAGAGCCAGAAAAGACCAAACCUAAUAAUAAAAACCUUGCUGAAAUCUAUUUUUACCCCCUCGUUUCCCAAGAAAAUGAACUGGAACUCAAACUAACACCAACUUUACCAAUUUCCUCGGUUGGCACUAAAUAUUUAAAAACAGUAGCGGAAAAUAAUAUGCUACCGCGUGGCUCAGCCUUUUUAACUAGUUCCGGUGAAUUAGAAAGUCGGGGUAUUGUUAAUAUUAUUCAUGCCGCACCUGGUUCACUGAGCCAAAAGGAUGAAGGCAAACCUAAUCAGAAAGCCGUUAUUACAGCCACCCAAAACAGCAUUAUUUUAGCUGAAAGAAACGGAAUUGAAAGUUUAGCCAUUCCUUUUAUCGGCAGUAAUAUUUUUUUGUCUUCAAUUGGCGGAACCAAAGAACAAUUAGCUGAAAUAAUUAUGAAAUCUGCUAUUAACCAAAGAAAACAAUUAAAAAAAAUAGUAUUUGUUCCUUAUGCGGCGGGAAUAGAAAUAAAAGAGGGCAAUAUUACUAACUUUGCUACUCAUAAUUGUUCGGUAAUUGUUAAUGCGGCCAAUAUGGAAGGGCGUUUUGGGGCGGGACUUUCCGGAAUUAUCGGUCAGGCGACCGGACAAAGCGACCAAAUUAACCAAGAAGCCGCUAAUUAUAUUAAAAAGUUCAAUAAAAUCGUCCUAGAAAAGAAAUCAGACACUAAAAAACUGGCAGAAUGGCUUACCGAAAGCAAUAUUAGCGAAGAAGAAUAUAAUAUUUUAGAACCUAAUUUGAAAGAAGAUGAAGAAUAUAGUUUAGCCGAACUAAAAGAAUUAUUAUUAGUGGAAGAAUGA